Molecule: messenger RNA, 1537 nt
Organism: Annulohypoxylon truncatum
Lineage: Eukaryota; Fungi; Ascomycota; Sordariomycetes; Xylariales; Hypoxylaceae
Product: mPR-like GPCR protein
Exons: 3
Coding region: 327-1310 (327 amino acids)
Cellular component (GO): membrane
Molecular function (GO): signaling receptor activity
Source: RefSeq, a predicted model, not a curated record
GAAGGUGGACCACCUUGAUUAUAAAGGGGUUCUCACCCUGCUUCUUGUGAUGUCAUUUAUCUGCAGUUGGAAACAUCUAGUGGGUUGAAAUUUAAUCUUGUAAUGGGAUUUCUUGUUUCGGUUUUUAGAUGUCGCCUUUCAGCCGGUUCGCAGAAAUUUGCAAAUUCCAAGCAUCGCUUGAGAUUACCGACCCCGCAUAGAAAUACAAAUAGAGCGCAGCAUCGCGUGAUUGACGAAGGCGACCCGAGAAAAAUAGAAAAGCUAGAAGAAACGACAGGGAGCAGUUAUUAUCAUUUUUUUAAUAUGCAUUCGGGGAGAAGCUGUACAUGAUGGCGCUGCGAUCGACCGAGCUCAAUACAACCGAUCAUGAUUCUGCCGAUGCGCAAUCAUCUACGGACGAGAAGCAGCAAACAAGUCUUGGCAUCACCGAGAGCUCGACGAGAGGUUCCGAAUGUGAGAGUCGAGAUUUCCGCCAUCAUCCCCUACUCUCGUACGAAGAAAUUCCGGAAUGGUACCAAGACAACCCAUAUGUUCGGAAUGGCUACCGCCCCGUGUCGCACUCAGCGCGAGCAUGUUUUGGUAGUUGGAUAUAUGUGCACAAUGAAACGAUGAACAUCUACACGCAUCUAGUGCCAGCAGUAGCACUUCUUGUGAUCGGUCUAGCGUACAUUAUUACGCGUCUGCGGCAUCGUAAUGGUGGAGAUGCUGGUAUCGUUGCAGUCCAGAUGGUCUCUGCGGUGGCAUGUCUCGGAUUUUCAAGCGCAUAUCACACACUCAUGUGCCAUUCGCGUCAGGUCGAAGCGCUAUGGCUGCGCUUCGAUUUUGUGGGCAUCAUUCUCUUGAUAUUAGGUUCUUUUAUCUCGGGUAUCUACGUUGGCUUUUGGUGCGAGUUGCUAGAGAGGAAGAUCUAUUGGUCGAUGAUCGGGUCUCUGGCGACGAUAUCCAUUGUCAUCGUGCUGGCGCCAACAUUCCAAGGACCCCGGUGGCGCACUUUACGUCUGCUGACGUUCGUCUCCACGGGAUUAUCGGGUCUAGCACCGAUUAUCCACGGGAUCUGCAUGUUCGGUUUCGCUCAAAUGAUGAAGCAAUCCGGCCUGCCUUUUUACCUAGCCGAGGGAGGUCUAUUCCUACUCGGGGCGGUUGUUUACGCUACUAGGUUCCCAGAGAGCGUCAGCCCGGGAAAGUUCGACAUAUACGGAUCAUCACACCAGAUAUUCCAUAUUCUCGUUGUGAUAGCUACGGUGGUUCACCUAGCUGGCGUACUCGACGCGCUCGAUUAUAAUUAUUACAACCGGCAAUGUAUACCAUAAAUUUACAUUUUACUCCGGUUUCUCUUGGGGGUUUUAUGUCGGCGCAUGGCUAGACAAAUAUGUAUCUCUACAAUUAUAGAUCAGCUUUCUGGAAGCAGUAUCUGUCCGUGGGCAUCCGGAGAUAUUCCGCAAGCUAGGACAUACGCGUAUACAGUAUAUAAAUGUCAAUACCGCUCAGGUAGAAGAGAGCUUGAGUCUUAGAAAUAUAGUCAAAUCUUUAUAAAACA